Molecule: messenger RNA, 678 nt
Organism: Pyrus x bretschneideri (Chinese white pear)
Lineage: Eukaryota; Viridiplantae; Streptophyta; Magnoliopsida; Rosales; Rosaceae
Exons: 6
Coding region: 1-678 (225 amino acids)
Source: RefSeq, a predicted model, not a curated record
AUGGAGAGUGCAAAGCGACCGCAUAGGAUACGAGCACGAGCUGGAGAUUCAGAGGCUGAGGCUGGGCCCGAAGUCGAUAAGCAGACACCUAGACAGGCAAGGGCAACUGUAAUGGAAUCCUCGGAGUCUGAGCCCGAAGAGAGGCCUACACCUCAACUUGCUUUGCCUGGCCCGAGGGCAAAGGUUGGGGCACCUGCGCCUUUAAUCGGACAGAACUCAUCCCCCAUCUCUCUAACUCCUGUCUUUCUAACUCCUACUCCGUCGAUAGUGUUGACUCCCACUCGCCAGUUCAAUCCAAGGACUAGGGAGAUGCUUCACUAUGUUAAGGAUGACAGUACCUCAGCCAACCAACUACCACCAACCACUUUUAGAGAACCAAUAGUCCCUGAGAUCCCUGUGGUCUCAGAAGUGACUAGCUCGCAGGCUUCCCAAGCUACUUCUUGGGCAAGUCCAUCGGCUUCUUCUAAGGCUACUGCAAGAACAGAGGUACCUUUUCCUUCCAUUAAAGUUCCAUCACAGGCUUCUAGUAAGGGCUCGGGUAACUCUCAUCCCCCUUCAGCAAGCAAGGUUGACCCUCCUCAACCAUCAAAAGCCACAUCACCACCUCUACUUCUUCCUGAAGCCCCAAGCUCGACUCAGGCUCUAGUGAUGGUUCAGGCAAGCUUCUCCAGCCCGUAG